Cylas formicarius (sweet potato weevil) is the source of this 887-nucleotide messenger RNA. It is a transcript of the gene mRpL11, whose product is annotated as large ribosomal subunit protein uL11m. The transcript is spliced from 2 exons. Gene Ontology annotation, cellular component: mitochondrial large ribosomal subunit; ribosome. Gene Ontology annotation, biological process: translation. The record is from RefSeq and is a predicted model, not a curated record. Gene Ontology annotation, molecular function: large ribosomal subunit rRNA binding; structural constituent of ribosome. Lineage: Eukaryota; Metazoa; Arthropoda; Insecta; Coleoptera; Brentidae. The coding region runs from base 254 to 844 and encodes 196 amino acids.
UAGAAUUUUGCUAACCAAAAAUUUAAGCUAAUUGGCAAGUCUCGUGCAAAAUCAAAUCACGCAAACUGAGCCAAGUGAGAACAUAAAUAUAAAGCUAAGGAAUACUCAGCCAUAGAAAACUUCACUGCUCAAUGUUCUCAGUUGACUUUUAAUUCAUUUUGCUAAUAAUUGCUGCGAUAAAUUACAACUAUUGACAAUAUUUUGAUUCCCAGAAAAUAAAGAGAAUUUUUAUAUAUCAUAAUUUUGAAAAAUAAUGUCUAAAGCUGCUGCCAGACUGAAAAGUUUAAAGAAAGGUGUGGUCGAAACCGUUACUCAUGGUCGAUUGAAAACAAAUAUACCAGCUGGUUUAGCUGCAGCAGGCCCACCCUUAGGACCUAUGUUGGGUCAGAGGGGCUUGAAUAUUGCAAUUUUUUGUAAAGAUUUUAAUGAAAAAACCAAAGACUUUAAAGAAGGAAUACCUUUACCUACAAGAAUCCAUAUUAAUCCAGAUAGAACAUAUGACUUAGUUAUACAUAAACCUCCCAUUGUAUAUUUUCUUAAACAAGCUGCAGGUAUACAACGUGCUGCUAUGUAUCCAGGACAAGAAGUUGCCGGAAAAGUCACUCUAAAGCAUGUUUAUGAAAUUGCAAAAAUUAAAAGUGAGGAUCCCACACUUGAAACAAAAUGUUUAGAAGAAUUGUGCAAUAUGAUAGUUGGGAUUGCUAAGAGUUGUGGAAUUGAAGUAGUAAAACAUUUAGACCCUAAAAAAUAUGGUGAAUUUCUACAUGAGAGAGUAGGAAUAGUUGAACAACAAAAGAAAGAAUUGCAAGAGAAAAAGGAAGCCAAAAUGUUGAGGACUGGUUAAUAAUUGUAUCUGUAUCUGUAGUAUAUUGUGACAAUGAUUUUCA